CUAUAUUCCAUUCUCCCGUCGCUUCACUAUCUUGAGUCCUAAAAGUGAGACAGAGACACUCAAAUCAAAUGCUAACUGUGUUGUGGUUGUUGCUGUGCUAGCAAGCACCACACUGUAAUCCUGGUUUGAAGGUUAUGUCCCUAAAUCAACCAAAUAAGGGCCUGGUAUUCGUCUGUGUUGGAACUCGCAGCUAUUGAAAACAGAGAAGAUUUGUCCAAAGAGCAUGAAAAGUAACGAGAAAAUGUCCCAUUCUUCCAACAAUUUUGAAGAAGAUAAAUUAAAUGGAAAUUUGUUACCUUUUAGAGGAACAAUUAAAUCAAUGAUUAGUAAAAAGUCUACCCAGCCGAUCAAAUCCUUAAAACAAACUGAAAGAGACGUUCAGAAUAAAUUAAAACUUAAGGAUAAGAAAAGACACAUUGAUAAUAGUAGCGAAGAUUCAAAGAAUAAGCAAUCGAAGUAUGAUCCAACUGAAUUAAUGAACAAACUUGAAGAGUUCAGCAACGUUUGGAACGAUUAUCCAACUGUCAAUACAGAAAAUAACGUUUCUGGUCAUUGGUUCAAAGGUAACGUCGAUCGGCAAGUGCGGAACAGCAGUGAAGAGAAUGAGAAAAAAAUUAGAGAAAACUUUAAAACCCAUAAAGAUAAAAGCUAUUCUCAGAUUCUGUUUGAAAGAAAGAAGACUAAUGAAGGAAAUGUACGACAUCCUAAUUCUAAAAAUGAUAACAUUAGACAAUAUUCACCAGAAAAUAAGACAAAAGAUUCUGAAGAAAGAGAAAAAGAUGAAUCCAGCAGCGUAGCACAAGUGGAUAAAAAUUCAAUAGAGAAGUAUGAUUCAAAGCUUGCUGAUUUAAAACGGAAAAAAGCAGUACAAGAACAGAGACAACUUCUCAUUGAAAAAAAGAAUAUAAUAAAACAAGCAUUAUCAAUGGAUGGAAAGAACAAAAUAAAUAAGAAAAUUAUAUUCAAUGAUCCUGAAGAGUCUGAAGAAAGACAUCAACAACAAAAAAACAAUUUUGAACCAGAUGAAAACAAAACGAAAGGCCGUCAAAAGUUGUUUGAGGAUGAUGAUUCUGAAUUUGAAUCCGACUUCAAAUUAAAUCACCAAUUUGAAGGCAAAAAGGGUCAAAAGUUACUGGAGCUUCAAUCUAGAUUUGCGAGUGAUUCCAGAUUCACUUUGGACAAAAGAUUUUAUGAAAGCAACUCAGAAGAGAGUGAACAUGAAGGAGAUGGAGAGUCAUCUCUUUCUGAUGAAAAGAAAAAACAAUUGGCAAUCCUGGAAAGCAUUGUAAAUCAGCAAAUAAAACCUCUUUCAGAAAUUAAGAAAGCACGGAAGAAUGCGGAGGAGACUUUUAUGGUAAGAUUCGACCCGAGUAGAGAAGACCAUGAGAAGUAUAUUGUGAAACCACAGGAAGAAACGAAAGAUGAAGAUAUUGUUAGGAAGAAGAAGAAAACAAGGGAAGACGAAAGUGGGGAAUCAACAAAUGUGCAAAGUAAAAGUGAAGUUUCAAAUGAAAAGUUUUACACAGUAAAAGAGGAUUUGAAAGAAACAUUGAAAAAUGAAGGUGGAACUGGUUUCAGUCUCUUGAGACUUUUUGGUUCUAAAGAAGAACCACAGGAGUCCGACAACAAACCAGAAGAUAAUCGCAGUAGGCCUAUAAAGAAAUUAAAUCCUAAAGCAAAAAAUCCAUUUAAGUACGACUCCAGUGACUCUGAACUGGAGCAGGAAGAGCCAGAAAAAAGAGAAGAUAAACCUCCAGUAAUUUCCUGGAAAACUACAUUCUUUUUUACUGAUAGUGAUACAAGAUUGCAAGAAGCUUUUGAAUUUUUAAAAAUUCCUGAUGAGACGGGAGACAUUGAAGUUUAUACAGAGAAAAGGAAAAUGUUGAAGAACUUCAUCAGGCACAAGGUUAAAAACAAUAACAGGAAGAAAAUUCACUUCAAGAAAAAACUUGGUGGUUUGAAGAAGACAUUCAAAACAAAAUUAAAAUGAACAGUGACAGCCAUGCUUUCUAUUCUAGCCUAGAAAUUAUUCAGCUGUAAUUAUCAAAUUAUUUAUUAUAAAUGUCAAUGGGUCCA
Molecule: messenger RNA, 2076 nt
Organism: Homalodisca vitripennis (glassy-winged sharpshooter)
Lineage: Eukaryota; Metazoa; Arthropoda; Insecta; Hemiptera; Cicadellidae
Product: probable RNA-binding protein CG14230
Exons: 7
Coding region: 224-1990 (588 amino acids)
Molecular function (GO): RNA binding
Source: RefSeq, a predicted model, not a curated record